UCUCCCCAGAAAUCCCUGGUCCAGGUUCCAGAGGAAUGUGAUAAUUCAUACGAGGGAUCGGUGUCCUUCAGGGAUGUGGCUGUAGAUUUCAGCAGAGAUGAGUGGCAGCAUCUAGACCUUGCUCAGAGAAACCUGUACCGGGAUGUGAUGCUGGAGACCUACAGUCACCUGCUCUCUGUAGGGUAUGAAGUUCCCCAACCAGAAGUUUUCAUGUUGGAGCAAGGAAAGGAGCCAUGGGCAUUGCAGGGUGAGAGCCCACAUCAGAGCUGUCCAGGAGAGAAGUUAUGGGACCAUAAUCAAUGUGGAAAAAUCCUCAGCUAUAAACAAGCACCCUCUCAACAUCAGAAAAUUCAUACUGGGGAAAUAUCUUACGAAUGUGCUGAAUUUGGAAAGAUCUUCACCCAGAAGUCACAGCUCAGGGUACAUCUGAAAGUUCAUACAGGAGAAAAACUUUAUGUGUGCAUUGACUGUGGGAAGGCUUUUGUAAAGAAGCCAGAAUUCAUUACACAUCAGAGAACCCAUACUAGAGAGAAGCCCUAUAAAUGCAGUGAAUGUGGAAAAGCUUUUUUCCAAGUAUCUUCUCUCUUAAGGCACCAGAGAAUUCAUACUGGAGAAAAACUUUAUGAAUGCAGUGAAUGUGGAAAAGGAUUCUCUUAUAACUCCGAUCUCAGUAUACAUCAAAAAAUUCAUACUGGAGAGAGACACCAUGAAUGCAGUGAUUGUGGCAAAGCAUUUACACAAAAGUCCACACUCAAGAUGCAUCAGAAGAUUCAUACAGGUGAGCGAUCCUAUAUAUGUAUUGAAUGUGGACAGGCCUUCAUCCAGAAGACACACUUGAUUGCACACCGAAGAAUUCAUACUGGAGAAAAACCAUAUAAAUGCAAUAACUGUGGGAAGUCCUUCAUUUCUAAGUCACAACUCCAGGUACAUCAACGAAUUCACACAAGAAUGAAACCCUUUAUAUAUACUGAAUAUGGGAAGAUGUUUAAUAAUAGUUCCAACCUUAUUACACAUAAGAAAGUUCAAAUUAGAGAGAAAUCUUCCAUAUGUACUGAAUGUGGUAAGGCCUUUACGUACAGGUCAGAACUGAUUAUACAUCAGAGAAUUCACACUGGGGAAAAACCUUAUGAAUGCAGGGAUUGUGGAAAAGCCUUUACUCAGAAAUCAGCACUCACAGUGCACCAGAGAAUUCAUACAGGAGAAAAAUCAUAUGUAUGCAUGAAAUGUGGACUAGCCUUCAUCCAGAAGGCUCACUUGAUUGCACAUCAAAUAAUUCACACAGGAGAGAAACCUUAUAAAUGUGGCCACUGUGGGAAAUCCUUUACUUCCAAGUCACAACUCCAUGUACAUAAACGAAUUCACACAGGAGAGAAACCUUAUAUGUGCACUAAAUGUGGGAAGGCAUUCACCAACAGGUCAAAUCUUAUUACACAUCAGAAAACUCAUACAGGAGAGAAAUCUUAUAUAUGUCCCAAAUGUGGAAAGGCCUUCACACAAAGGUCAGAUUUGAUUACGCAUCAGAGAAUUCAUACUGGAGAGAAACCUUAUGAAUGUGGUACCUGUGGAAAAGCCUUUACCCAAAAGUCACACCUCAAUAUACACCAGAAAAUUCAUACGGGAGAAAGACAGUAUGAAUGCCAUGAAUGUGGGAAAGCCUUUAACCAGAAGUCAAUACUCAUUGUGCAUCAGAAAAUUCAUACAGGAGAGAAACCUUACGUAUGCAGUGAGUGUGGAAGAGCUUUCAUCCGGAAAUCAAACUUCAUUACUCAUCAGAGAAUUCAUACUGGAGAGAAACCUUAUGAAUGCAGUGAUUGUGGGAAAUCCUUCACCUCCAAAUCUCAGCUCCUCGUGCAUCAGCCAAUUCACACAGGAGAAAAACCAUAUGUGUGCGCUGUGUGUGGGAAAGCCUUUAGUGGCAGGUCAAAUCUCAGUAAACACCAGAAAACUCAUACUGGAGAAAAGCCCUACAUCUGUUCUGAAUGUGGGAAGACCUUCAGACAGAAGUCAGAGUUGAUUAUACAUCAUAGAAUUCACACUGGAGAGAAACCUUAUGAAUGCAAUGACUGUGGCAAAUCUUUCACUAAGAAAUCACAACUCCAAGUGCAUCAGCGAAUUCACACAGGAGAAAAGCCUUAUGUAUGUGCUGAGUGUGGGAAGGCUUUCACAGAUAGGUCAAAUUUGAAUAAACACCAGACAACACACACUGGAGACAAACCUUAUAAGUGUGUAGUCUGUGGGAAAGGCUUCGUCCAGAAAUCUGUGCUCAAUGUCCAUCAGAGUAUUCACACUUGAGAGGAAUGGUAUGAGAAAACCUCAGUGAGAUCAGGUCUGAUUUUACAUCAUUGAAUUUGUUCAGAAAAAUAUGCAUAUUAUCAUAAGUAGAAAUACCCCAUCAAAAUGUCACACAUUACUGUACAGAAAAGAGCCUUGAAUGAAGGGGGCCCUUCCCACAUUGUCACUACCUUCAUUAAGCCUUGAGGCAUUCAUACUGGAAGAAAAAGUAAUUUUGUCAAUUUGACAGAUUAGAAGAAGGCUUCUCACCAAAAAUACGAUGGAACAGGGACGCCUGGGUGGUUCUGUCGUUUGAGCAUCCAGUUCUUGACCUCGGCUCAGGUCUUGAUCUCAUGGUUGUGAGUUUGAGCCCUGCAUUGGGCUCCAAACUGGGCAU
This is a messenger RNA of Neomonachus schauinslandi (Hawaiian monk seal), 2668 nucleotides long. RefSeq names its product zinc finger protein 585A. The record is from RefSeq and is a predicted model, not a curated record. Lineage: Eukaryota; Metazoa; Chordata; Mammalia; Carnivora; Phocidae. Gene Ontology annotation, biological process: regulation of transcription by RNA polymerase II. The coding region runs from base 148 to 2292 and encodes 714 amino acids. The transcript is spliced from 4 exons. Gene Ontology annotation, molecular function: DNA-binding transcription factor activity; RNA polymerase II cis-regulatory region sequence-specific DNA binding.